AUGGCACGGGAAGACCCGUGCCAUGGAGAGAGCAACACGUCUCACCGGGCCCUGCCUCUCCAGAUGCCAGCCAAACUUUAUCUUCGCAACCUGAAGGUGGAUUAUGCCGACAAUAUUUACACGUUGCUUCGGCAGUACCUGUCACUGCGCAAGAUCUGCACUGUGUUACUGAAGGACGUCUUUCAAGCAGUAAAAAUGUCUGCAAAGUGUCUCUACCCCUCCCCCUCCAAUUCUUCUGCAAUCAGGUUACUGUUGAAAGCUUUCAUGGCCAGAGUUAAUCAGCUGUUUUGGGGUUUUGUGGGCUGCGUGGCUGCGGGCUGCACUGCGGGAACGGCCGUCCCCUACCAGCCACCCUCGGCACGACACCGUCGCGACUACAUCUCCCAUCACACCGCGGACGCCGUUGGCUUGACGCACGUUCGACGCGUUGCGGGAGUUGUAGUCCGCGUUGCUCCUCUGCGCACGGCAGGCGUCGGCCUCCGGACUACAUCUCCCAGAACGCCGAGCGGCUCCGUGGCCCCGUCUUUCUCGACCGCCCUACCCGCGGCAGGGCCGAGCCGAGUAAAAUGGCUGCCGCAGAGGCCGGGCCCUGGCAGUGUCGGCGGCAGUGGCCGAGCCUCCUCUUCUUUUUUUGCUGAAAGGAGGCGGGUGGAAGGGCCUUGCUUUGCGGUGCGACCGGGAUUUGCAGUUCUUGCAGACAUGGAAGAGGAAGAGAAUCGACACCCUCCAGUAAGGGAGGAUCCCGCACGAGGUGGGGAGAAGCCAGCCGCCGAACCGUCUCUUGAUGCAGAUUGGGACCAGUCGGGGGCCUUCUGUGCUGGCCAAGUUAUCAUUUUGAAAGCUUUGCAGCAAGCCAUGGGCAGCGGCUUGGCACCUGAACGGCAGGACCCAGCCAGUGAGAAAGAUGCUGAGUGCAAGCAAACAAACCGAAGGAAAUGGUGCCGGAGCUCCAGAUCUGAAGGACUUGGAGGAAGUUGGCUGGGAACAGGGGAUCCUGCGUUGGUCUGUGAUAGGAACCCCCCGAUGGGUGAGGUUUUUGAGGCUCCUUGUUCUGCUGCAGUACCUGCCUUGGCUGGAGUUCUGGAUUACCUGGAAUGGGCUUGCCAUUUGCCACAGGAAGUAGAAAGCUCCUUUGGGACCCAGGCAGUUUAUGGGGAAGAAGGUCUGGAAGAAGUGGAGCUGGUGGCUGAAGUCCGGCUGGGGGACGUUGGUGCCUUGUCGGGCGUCCUUAGAAGAGAUCGGUCCUGGAGGAUGCAGAAGUCUGUCUGCCUUGGACCAUCAGCACCUUGCUGGAGAGGAAGGAGGGACUGCCCCGUCGGCCACUCUUCCCUUCUAGAACAGCCCCGCCCUCUGAACCCACACAGGACUCUGUCAGUAGUGGACAAAGGCUUUUGGACUUCUGCUUUAGCCAGGAGUGAGGUUUUGCAGUCCCCCAAAGCAAAGAGGACUUCUCCUUCACCUUUUCUGGGCAUGACUCUGGGCACUGGCAUGGGGAUCUCCAAUGGGGGGCAGCAGCGCCCACAGGGUGCCACAGGUCAUGAAGUCCAUUCCCAGCCUGCUCCCCAACCGCCUGCCAACCUCUUUGAUAGGAUUCCAGUCCUCCCUUCUUCGCUCUGCUCUUCAUCAACAUCCUCGGUGUCCCGCCAUCAGGGUCUCCCUGGCGAAGGAGGCAGCGGCGGCUCAGUCAAUCCCUGCCCUGCGAUGCGUUCCCCAGACCUGGAUAUUUAUGAUCCCUUCCACCCUACUGACGAGGACAACCUGAAUGGCGAUUUCAGCUUUGGCGACUCGCCCCACAAAGAGACCGAGGGUGGCCGGCAUGACCAGAAAUACGACCCCUUUGACCCCACGGGCUCCAACCCCAGUUCUUCUGCUAGCACCCCCUCUCCUGAGGAAGAUGACGAUGACGACGAGGAAGAGGAGGAAGACGACCGUGACCAGCUCCCUCCAGAUAUGUCCCACAGCAUCAGCCGCAUCUCAGAAACUUUGGCCGGGAUCUACGACGAGAACAGCUUGAGUCAAGACUUCCCCAGCUCAGACAAAGGGCAAGACGAUUCGGAACCCGAAGCAGAACCUGCCAGGGAUUAUGAGAGUGAGUCGGUCGGUCCCGCUGAGCCCCCUGAGGGCAAGGAGCCACCCUGUGCCGACUCCACGCUGGCUGAGGACCUCCCUCCAGAACAGAUGGAGGCUAAAGUUCCUGAGCCACGCCGAAGAGUCUUUGUGGUAGAUUUAGCUCCUAAAGGUCGCUUGGAUGCUGAAGCAAAGCCUCAGCUAGAGGGGAAAGUGUCCUUGGAGGUCGUGACUGUUGGAAAUGCCAAGUUGAGGACUGGGGAGAAGGCCUCAAAGGGGAGCGGGCAUCAUCGGGGCGGGCGCCGGUCCUCGAUGGAAUGGGAUGGAAGUGGAGGUGGGGACUCAGAAAUCGAGGAAGGAGUGGUGGAAUGAGCCCGCAGCCAGAAGACUCUAGAGGUAUAGCCCCCAUCCCGACCGGUUCCGAGCAGGUGCCAUACUGCAGAGCAGCAGCACCCUGGCGCGGGCGUGGUGGAAGAGGAUGACUUCCUGUCGUUUCUGCACUGCACUCAGAUGGACGUAUGAGGCGCCUUACAGAUCGACUUCAGCGAGAACCAGCCUGACCCCCGUUGGAAGGGGGUGGAUCUGAGGCGGAAGAUCCUGACCCAGCGCCGAGAACGCUACCACCGCGCCCCGUCCCCCUUGCCGCCGCCUCCGCCGCCCCCUGCCCCCAAACGCCCUGCUUCUAAAUCCCACUCUGGUUCCAGCUCUGGCUCGUGUAAGAAAUCAAAAAGGGAGCGCAAAAGGUCGCGAGAACACAAGGCCUCUAAAACCAAGGAGUCGUUUGCCUCUUCGUGGAACCCAAAGAAGAAAUCUAAGUCACGCUCCAAAUAGCGGAACCACUGGCGCUUUCAUCGCCAAGGCCACAGGACCUCCCGUUCCCGCUCACACCACCGAACCUCCCGCCUCCUGGUAAGCGCCUCGAUCAGCACUGCUACGCUGUCAGCGGUCGGGUUCCGCGAUGACACCUCUGCUGCGCGAGCCGUGAAAGAGCAGGGCGUCAAGUCGAAGGAGAAGCCGACGGGUCGCUGCGUCCCCGAUCGCACAUGCAGCAGCCUCUCGCACUCCACCGCAGCAGGCACAAAAGACAAGCACCGGGAGACAGCAGCAAGAAGAAGAAGAAACGCCUUCGCCCUUACGCGCCAUGAGAAGCAUCCUUCCCGUCGCUGCUUAUCCGCUAGGACAAGGGAACGUGGGAGCCGGGAGGUCCACCUCUUUGGACCUAACCCGCCGGAAAAGGUCUUGAUGGAAGAGACGGAGAGGCAGCCGCCGCGAUCUGUGGGUGCCCCUCCGGCUUCGCUGCAAGACCUCAACGGUCACAAUGACCUCUUUCACCAUUAAAAGCUGACCAUUUAUCACGGCCAACCAGCAAAGAGAAAAUGGAGAGAGCUCUGCUGGAAGACGCCAGAAAGGGCUUAAACGGGAAGUGCUCUAACCACUCCAGGGAUGAGUUCGGCUUUGCUUCUCGGACCAUGCUGGCUUCGCCGAGGGGAAUCCAAAUCUGGCGGUUCUCGUUCAGCCGUCAAGGAGGACACGGUCCCGUCCCGCAAGGACAAGCGGCCUGAGGAGGAUACCAAGCAGAAGGAACGCAAGGAGCAGAACGCAAGAGCGCCGCACCUACCCGAGUGGACCCGGCCAGGUGCCCGCUGCGACAAGUACAAAAAGAAGCUGAAAGAGGCGCCUCCCUGUUCAGAGCAACAGGAAUUGCCCAAGGCGGAAAAGAAAGCCCGACCCGAUCGGGACAAGGGCGGGAAGAAAAUCAAAGCCGGAAGCCACAAGGAGAGCGGCAAGCUUGGCUCAGGCCGGAAGGUGAAACUCCAGUCUAAGGUAGCUGUACUGAUCCGGGAAGGCGUCAGCAGCACUUCACCGCCAGGUGAAGCAGGUUGGAUCCAUCGCGGGAGCCUGGUCAGCCAGCUGAGCAAGGAGAGCCGGUCGCCUUUCCUCAAGUCAGAGGAGAAGGUGCACGAUAGUCCGGGAGAAGCUUCGCAGGGCGGCCAGGGGAGGAUGGCCAGCGUCAAAGAGCCCGGCUUCAAAUCCAAGAAAGUCAAAGGACUGACCAGCGCCAAGAUGGGCGGAAGUUAGGGGGCUGGAAGGGGCUCUGCCGGGAAAGGUGCCUCGGAGCCCAAGAAAAAGAAGAAGCUCAAGGUGAAGACAGGGUUGAAGAAGUCCAAAGCAGACAGCUGCAGCCAGGGGGCCAGCAGCCCUUUGAGGGUCGGGCGGGAAAAGAACCCUCAUGGUCCGGGCUCUGGAGAAGUCCCGAGGAGUGGGGACGCCCAAGCAGCACUGAGCCCUCUCAGCCGCUUAGCUCCGGCUGCAGGGUUUCACUCCGACUCCCAGACUGUGGACAGCGGCUGCAAGGGAUCGCCUCGGCUGUCUCCUUCCUCCCCUGAAGACCCCCGGGCUGGAGCCGCCUAAGAGUGCUUCCCAGAUGAGCCAGAAGCAUGACAGCUUGUCCGAGACCAAAGAGGGCAGUGUUUAGCACAGCCGAAGCCACCCCACACCUCACAAGCAUCUGCCUCGCACCCAUCUGCUCCCAUGUCUUGGAACCUGCAGGGUGGAGUGGACUGCACCAGUGGAGUGCUGGCAUUAACUGCCCUGCUCUUCAAGAUGGAAGAGGCCAACCUUGCAAGCCGGGCAAAAGCCCAGGAGCUUAUUCAAGCAACCAACCAGAUCCUGCACCCACAGCAAGCCUUCAACCCUCCCUGGGCCUCUCUCCUUAACCACCGCACUUCACCCACCCGCUCAGAAAUGCACCUGGUCAGUACUAAUCUGUCUCUCAGUAAUCUGCUUCUAGAGCUCCUUGCCGAUGGGAGGUUGUGGUUUCAACACCCCCCUGCACCUCAUGGUGGGGUGAUGCCGGUGGGUUGGAGCCGAGUGUCCAGCAGGCCUCCUCCACAGCUGGCAUCUUUGCUUCCUCUUCGGGGUCACUGCACCGAUUUGACGGCAGCACCAGCUCUGAUGUAUGCGGGUGAUGAUAAGUACCUGAAGAAGCUUCACACCCAAGAGCGAGCCGUGGAGGAAGUGAAACUGGCUAUUAAACCUUAUUACCAGAAAAAGGAGAUCACCAAGGACGAAUACAAGGACAUUCUGCGCAAAGCCGUCCACAAGAUCUGCCACAGCAAGAGCGGAGAAAUCAAUCCGGUCAAGGUGAACAACUUAGUGAAGGCCUACGUCCAGCGAUACAAGUACUUUCGAAAACACGGGCGUAAGAUGGAUGAGGAGCCAGGUCCCCCCAAGGAAAUGGGGGGGUUGGACAAGUCUGGCUUGCCCAUGCCCCCGCUCUGAUCUGCUCCGAUGUGGAAAAAACAAAAUCAAAAGGGGCCCUUCUUUUAUGCAAAUAGGCUUGGCUGAGCUCCCUAGCUCCCCCCGUUACCGUGGGGUGUGGACGGAAGGGUUGGGGCGACUUUUUUUUGUUUGUUUGUUUGGGAGGGGUGGCAUUUGGAGAGUGCAGUCCUUGUUCAUCUGCUACCUGCCCCCCCCCGCCCCCUCUCCUCCCCUCCCACACUUUCAGCUUUUAGCCACAAAAUCAACGUGUGUUUUACCCUGUAAAUAGAAGAUGGAAGAGGGCGGGGCUGAUUUUUAGUUCCACCGCUCUGGAUCCCCCCACGACGAAUCGGCGGACGUCGUUCCUUCUCCCCACCUCGUUUUUACUCAUUUAGCAUGUUUUUAAGUUGACGGUUUUACUCUCGCCCUCCCACUACCACCUGCAUUUGAGAAGCGGCGGCACCACGGCGGAUAGAUGGCAACUUCUUGCCGAGGUUGGGCAACACCCCCCCUACUGCAGUUGUAAGUUUGUCUGUCAUAUUCCCCCGCCCCCGCCCCCCUUUAUUUCCCUUUCUCUUCAUAAAACUGCAUUUAGCCAUCUAAAA
Molecule: messenger RNA, 5933 nt
Organism: Sphaerodactylus townsendi
Lineage: Eukaryota; Metazoa; Chordata; Lepidosauria; Squamata; Sphaerodactylidae
Gene: SCAF1
Product: SR-related CTD associated factor 1
Molecular function (GO): RNA polymerase II C-terminal domain binding
Source: RefSeq, a predicted model, not a curated record